Eubalaena glacialis (North Atlantic right whale) is the source of this 1104-nucleotide messenger RNA. RefSeq names its product neurotrimin (gene NTM). Gene Ontology annotation, cellular component: neuron projection. The record is from RefSeq and is a predicted model, not a curated record. The coding region runs from base 1 to 1104 and encodes 367 amino acids. NCBI's taxonomy places the organism in Eukaryota, Metazoa, Chordata, Mammalia, Artiodactyla, Balaenidae. The transcript has 9 exons.
AUGGGGGUCUGUGGGUACCUGUUCCUGCCCUGGAAGUGCCUCGUGGUCGUGUCUCUCAGGCUGCUGUUCCUUGUACCCACAGGAGUGCCCGUGCGCAGCGGAGAUGCCACCUUCCCCAAAGCUAUGGACAACGUGACGGUCCGGCAGGGGGAGAGCGCCACCCUCAGGUGCACGAUUGACAACCGGGUCACCCGGGUGGCCUGGCUGAACCGCAGCACCAUCCUCUACGCCGGGAAUGACAAGUGGUGUCUGGACCCCCGCGUGGUCCUCCUGAGCAACACCCAGACCCAGUACAGCAUCGAGAUCCAGAACGUGGACGUGUACGACGAGGGCCCGUACACCUGCUCCGUGCAGACGGACAACCACCCCAAGACCUCCCGGGUGCACCUCAUCGUGCAAGUAUCUCCCAAAAUUGUAGAGAUUUCUUCCGAUAUCUCCAUCAACGAAGGCAACAAUAUCAGCCUCACCUGCAUAGCAACGGGUCGACCAGAGCCGACGGUUACUUGGAGACACAUCUCCCCCAAAGCUGUGGGCUUUGUGAGCGAAGAUGAGUACUUGGAGAUCCAGGGCAUCACGAGGGAGCAGUCGGGAGACUAUGAGUGCAGCGCCUCCAAUGAUGUGGCUGCCCCAGUGGUGCGGAGAGUCAAGGUCACCGUGAACUAUCCUCCAUAUAUUUCAGAAGCUAAGGGGACAGGUGUCCCCGUGGGACAGAUGGGGACGCUGCAGUGUGAAGCCUCCGCGGUUCCCUCGGCAGAAUUCCAGUGGUACAAGGAUGACAAAAGGCUGGUUGAAGGAAAGAAGGGGGUCAAAGUGGAAAACAGACCUUUCCUCUCCAAACUCAUCUUCCUCAACGUCUCUGAACAUGACUAUGGAAACUACACGUGUGUGGCCUCCAACAAGCUGGGCCACACCAACGCCAGCAUCACGCUGUUCGAGCUAAGUGAGCCUACAAGCUCAACUUUGUUACAAGAAGUCAAAACCACAGCUCUGACCCCUGGGAAAGGCCCGGGCGCCAUCAGCGAAGUGAGCAAUGGAGCGUCGAGGAGGGCUGGCUGCGUUUGGCUGCUGCCUCUUCUGGUUUUGCACCUACUUCUCAAAUUCUGA